This is a messenger RNA of Monoraphidium neglectum, 432 nucleotides long. RefSeq names its product Ubiquitin-conjugating enzyme. Gene Ontology annotation, molecular function: ubiquitin conjugating enzyme activity. Lineage: Eukaryota; Viridiplantae; Chlorophyta; Chlorophyceae; Sphaeropleales; Selenastraceae. Gene Ontology annotation, cellular component: nucleus. The transcript has 7 exons. Gene Ontology annotation, biological process: protein polyubiquitination. The record is from RefSeq and is a predicted model, not a curated record. The coding region runs from base 1 to 432 and encodes 143 amino acids.
AUGGCUAGCAAGCGCAUCAUGAAAGAGCUGGAAGACCUCAAGCGGGACCCGCCCGCCAACUGCAGCGCUGGUCCCGUGCAGGACGACUUGUUCCACUGGCAGGCGACCAUCAUGGGGCCAGCGGACUCGCCCUACGCAGGCGCGCGCGCGGCUGUGCUGGACUACCCCUUCAAGCCCCCGAAGGUGGCGUUCCAGACCAAGGUGUACCACCCCAACGUCAACAGCCAGGGAUCCAUCUGCCUCGACAUCCUCAAGGACCAGUGGAGCCCCGCACUCACCAUCUCAAAGGUGCUGCUGUCCAUCAGCUCACUGCUGACUGACGCCAACCCCGACGACCCCCUGGUGCCGGAGAUCGCCCACAUUUACAAGAGCGACCGCCACAGAUACGAGGAGACCGCGCGGGAGUGGACGCGCAAGUACGCCAUGAUGUGA